AUGGCUCGCCCCAUGGGGUCGGUCCGCCUCAAGAAGGCCAAUCCCUCGACGCUGAUCCUGGGCGCCGUGCUCUGCAUCUUCAUCAUCAUCUUCCUCGUCUCGCCCUCGAGUCCCGCCUCCGCCUCCCGCCUGUCCAUUGUCUCGGCCCAGCAUCACCUAUCGCCCCCUACCUCGCCGUACCAGAGCCCGCGGUCGGGCGCCGUCCAGGGUCCGCCGCCCGUCACGCGAUACAACCUCAACAAGGUCACCGUCACGUCCGACCCCGUCCGGAACCAGGAGCACAUCCUGAUCCUCACGCCCAUGGCCCGGUUCUACCAGGAGUACUGGGAUAACCUGCUGCGCUUGAACUACCCCCACGAGCUCAUCACCCUGGGCUUCAUCCUGCCCAAGACGAAGGAGGGCAACCAGGCGACAUCGAUGUUGCAGAAGCAGAUCCAAAAGACGCAAAACUAUGGCCCGGAGAAGGACCGCUUCAAGAGCAUCAUCAUUCUGCGCCAGGAUUUUGACCCUGCCGUUGUAUCGCAGGACGAGAGCGAGCGGCACAAGCUGGCCAACCAGAAAGCACGACGAGAGGUCAUGGCCAAGGCUCGCAACUCGCUGCUCUUUACGACGCUGGGCCCGUCCACCUCGUGGGUGCUGUGGCUCGACGCCGACAUUACCGAGACUGCUCCCACACUGAUUCAGGAUCUCGCUUCCCACGACAAGCCCAUCAUCGUUGCCAACUGCUUCCAAAAGUACUACGACCCCGAGAGCAAGAAGAUGGCCGAGCGGCCGUACGACUUCAACAGCUGGCAGGACAGCGAGACUGCGCUCAAGAUGGCGGAGCAGAUGGGGCCAGAUGACAUCCUGCUCGAGGGCUACGCAGAAAUGGCCACCUACAGAACCCUGCUUGCGUACAUGAGCACGCCCGGCGGCUCCAAGGAUCUGGUGGUGCCCCUCGACGGCGUCGGUGGCACCGCGUUGCUGGUCAAGGCCGACGUCCACCGCGAUGGAGCCAUGUUCCCUCCCUUUGCCUUUUACCAUUUGAUUGAGAGCGAGGGCUUUGCCAAGAUGGCUAAGCGGUUAGGAUGGCAGCCAUACGGGCUUCCCAACUACAAAGUCUAUCAUUAUAAUGAAUAA
Molecule: messenger RNA, 1119 nt
Organism: Trichoderma reesei QM6a
Lineage: Eukaryota; Fungi; Ascomycota; Sordariomycetes; Hypocreales; Hypocreaceae
Product: glycosyltransferase family 62
Exons: 2
Coding region: 1-1119 (372 amino acids)
Biological process (GO): protein N-linked glycosylation; cell wall mannoprotein biosynthetic process
Cellular component (GO): mannan polymerase complex
Molecular function (GO): alpha-1,6-mannosyltransferase activity
Source: RefSeq, a predicted model, not a curated record